AUGUUCUCCACAGGCGCGGUGGAAGGACGAGUAGACGCAUACUGCUACGAAGCUGAGUUUGAGGACUCCUCCAAGGACGCUUGGGUUCUUGACGAGUGGGUGUUUGAGCGGGUCAAGAAGCUGUUUGCGGACGCGAAGACCAAUGCGACGCUGGAUGCGCAAUUGAGGCAGGAGAAGAACGUCUUCUUCCUGCAUCUGCUGGGACUGGAUACAACAGGACAUGCGCACCGACCGUACUCGUGGCAGUACUUGCAGAACAUACAAAUCGUGGAUCGCGGAGUUCAGGAGAUCACCAAGAUCAUCGAGGAGUUCUACGAUGACGAUAAAACAGCUUUUGUAUUUACAGCAGACCAUGGUAUGAGCGAUUGGGGUAGCCAUGGAGAUGGACAUCCGGAUAACACGCGCACGCCGCUCGUUGCGUGGGGUGCUGGGAUUGCUACACCAAACAAGACUGAAUCCGGAAUAGCCCCUGGACACGGAGACAAAUUCUCGUCAGACUGGAAUCUAGAUUCGAUCGAGCGUCAUGACGUGGAUCAGGCGGAUGUUGCAGCUCUCAUGGCAUAUCUGGUCGGACUUGACUUCCCCACCAAUAACGUUGGUGUGGUUCCACUGUCGUACCUUGACGCUGAUCCGAUUUCGAAAGCGCAAGCUCUCCUUGUCAACGCCCAAGAGAUACUGGAAAUGUAUCAUGUCAAGGAAGACAUUAAGAAAUCCACGGAGCUACGAUAUAAGCCAUUUCCGGGACUAGGCGAUGACACACACUCGGCAGAGUAUCGUGUGUCUGUGAUAAAACAGGCGAUCAAUGCUGGGAAUGCGGACGAAGCUAUUCGUCAAACUUACGACCUCAUUGACCUUGGGCUCGAAGGUUUGCGGUAUUUGCAGACGUACGACUGGCUGUUCCUACGAACCUUGAUCACCCUCGGAUACGUUGGCUGGAUUGUCUUCGCCAUCACGACUGUCAUCGAUAUCCACGUGCUCACUGAAGUAGUACCGGCACAACGGACUACGGCUAGUAUCGCGGCUUUCUCCUCUGUCCUUGUUGCACUUUAUGGUGUACUGUUCAAACAGCAGUCUCCGAUAGUGUACUACGUUUAUGCGUUCUUUCCUGUCAUGUUCUGGGAAGAGAUCUUCGUUCGUCGAUCGUCUUUAAUCAAGGGCGGCCGGAGUCUUUUCGGGCACGUUUCGUCACGCACCGACAUUGUCAAGCUGGUCUUGUCAGUGGUUGGUUUCUUUGGACUCCUUGAGGCUUUGGUUCAAAGCUACUUCACCAGGGAGAUUUACACUGUUUGCUACGUCGCAGCGGCUGCGUGGCCAGCGCUUUACGGUCAGGAGUUCUUGAAAAAGAACAUUGGUACUGUGGCGACGUGGGUUCUGUCGUGUCUCACCAUGAGCGCCUUUACGCUGCUUCCAGCGAACAAGGCUGAAAGCACUACACUAAUCAUGCUCGGCGGCGCUUUAAUGUUCGCCGUCGGCGCACUGUACCUCUUCUUCGAGAAGAGCAUCCUUGCAGAGACCGGUCCGACUGAGGAACUCGCUGAGCCUGAACUAGACGACAAGUCGCGCGUCAUCCUCAGUAUUCAGCUUGGACUCGUCUUACUCUCCAUGAUUGUCACUAAGAGCAGCAUUGGCUACAUCCAGGCCCGACAAGGUCUGCCACUUGGGGUCCUCGUAGUAGGCCGCGCAACACUUUUCGUGUCGUUUUUCAUCCCACAACUACAUCGGUUCUACCCAAACAGCAACUACGUCCACCGUCUCGUUGUCAUAUUCCUGCAAUUUGCACCAACUUUCAUCAUCCUCACGAUCUCAUACGAGGGCCUGUUCUACUUUGCAUUCUGCCUCUGUCUCUUCAGCUGGAUGCGCCUCGAGCAUCAAGUCUACUUACACACGACUGGUGAAUCAAAGGCUGCUGCGCCAGCGAACCCGAUCAAACCUGCAGUAGAGGCUCCUGCUUCUCUCGUGUUUGCUGAUACCCAGGUGGAGGUCUCGGAACCGUCUUCGCUUCAGCCUUUCGUCGAGGGUCGAAUCGAGGCAAUCAAGAACGGCGGCUACAGAAGCUUGACGCUGGCAGAUGCCCGCAUCUCACUCUUCUUCUUCUACUUCAUCCAAUCCGCCUUCUUCUCCGCAUCCAACAUCGCGUCUGUUUCGUCUUUCAGUUUGGACGCCGUGUACCGCCUAGUCCCCGUCUUCGACCCGUUCAGCCAAGGCGCAUUGCUCAUGGUCAAACUCAUGGUCCCAUUCGCCUUCCUCAGCUCUGUGUUCGGACUGCUCAACAUGCGCCUCGGCGUCGCCCCAAGUGCGCUGUUCAUGGUGGUCAUGGCAGUCAGCGACGUCAUGACGCUGUCCUUUUUUUACAUGGUAAAGGACGAGGGCAGCUGGUUGGACAUUGGCACGACGAUAAGUCACUUUGUCAUUGCGAGUUUAUUGGGAGUGUUUGUUGCGGGGCUGGAGCUGGUGAGUGAGGUUAUGAUUAGGGGGGUGGAGUUUGGAGGGAAGACUAUUGUGCGGGGGAACGGCAAGGUUAAUGGGGAUUCGAAUGGGAGGGUAAAUGGGAAGACGGAAUAA
This is a messenger RNA of Parastagonospora nodorum SN15, 2562 nucleotides long. RefSeq lists its product as hypothetical. The transcript is spliced from 2 exons. Gene Ontology annotation, molecular function: mannose-ethanolamine phosphotransferase activity. Gene Ontology annotation, cellular component: endoplasmic reticulum membrane. Lineage: Eukaryota; Fungi; Ascomycota; Dothideomycetes; Pleosporales; Phaeosphaeriaceae. Bases 1 to 2562 code for a protein of 853 amino acids. The record is from RefSeq and is a predicted model, not a curated record. Gene Ontology annotation, biological process: GPI anchor biosynthetic process.